Molecule: messenger RNA, 8503 nt
Organism: Patiria miniata (bat star)
Lineage: Eukaryota; Metazoa; Echinodermata; Asteroidea; Valvatida; Asterinidae
Product: nascent polypeptide-associated complex subunit alpha, muscle-specific form-like
Exons: 17
Coding region: 133-5715 (1860 amino acids)
Biological process (GO): regulation of DNA-templated transcription
Cellular component (GO): nucleus
Source: RefSeq, a predicted model, not a curated record
GCAAGGGUUGUUGAUUAUUUUUUACUUCGCUCAAAACCCGAAAUGUGGAGUAACUUUCGUCAAUGUAGCGGGUGAUUUGAGGGCGUUUUACGCCGCAAAUGGCGCAAGAGAAGUGAAUUUCAGAAUACUGAAAUGGAACUCAUCUCCAGUGCCAUGGAAGAGGGCUGGGGAAGCAGCUCAACACAGGAAAAAUCGCACUUAAGCAGGCAAUCCUCACUAGUGGAUGAAGGCAUGAAGGGCAGGGCAGACCCGUUGCUCAGCCAAGAGCCAGCCAGUGUACUGCCCUCAUAUGCCAGCCUGAUGGACACAGAUGUUGGCCAUGACUUCUCGGAGGACAAGCUGAUGAAGUCAGGCAAUCUGUACAGCCUCUACUUGCUGAACUCUGACUCUGGCAGUCGACAACUCAAGGCAAAUGAGGGACUGACAGACACCUCAUCAGUGACCAGCAAGGACAAGAAAGACAACAAUGGUGAUACAGACGAAGAGAUAGACGUAGAGACGGAUGGGGUGAAAGACCCCAGUCCAGAGAAGGUGGUAGAGAAUGGUCACUAUGAUGCGCUGUUUGAGGGCAUGCCGUUCACUGAACUCAAAGGCAAGGAAGUGGGACCUUGCUCAUACUGUAACCUGUGGCGUACCAUUCGCUUCAUGUCCUACUGUGGCCGGUUCCCCUUCUGCAGUGUGUACUGCACCAAGAAGUUUGCUGUCUACAAACGGGAGAGGGGAGAGCUGUCUGAGAAGACACCGGAGGACAUUAAAGCCAUCAAUAAACUCAAGGUCCCCACGUUGUUUGAGAACCAGAAAGCCCGGCCGCUGUUCCCCUCCUCACAGAUAAUGGAAGUAGACAACAAACGCCCCAGAGUCUGCACUAAUGGAUCUGUGGACGGCCCAGAGAGCCUCAAGCAGUUCGAUUGGCCAUUGUAUCUGGAAGGACUCAAUGCAGAGGCAGCACCGGUGAAAUGCUUCCACCAUGCUCCCCUUGCCAAGGAGUGGAAGGCUAAUCUAAUCGGUGCACUAGUAGAAGUGCAGAAUCGCGAACCAGAGGACACUAAAGACUGCUUCUGGAUUGCAAGAAUCAUCAAAGUUGCAGGGUAUAAAGCAAAGUUGAGAUUUGAGGGUUAUGGUAUGGACAGCUCCCAUGAUUUUUGGAUCCAUCUAUGCAAAGCUGAGUGUUAUCCAGUCAACGGUGCUGAGAAAGUUGGCAAGCAGUUGAAGCCCCCAAAAGAAGUUCUGGAUAAGCUUGGCUGUAACUGGCGUGAGCACACCACAAGAGUUGCUCACUCUGGAAGUCCGACAUUCAGCAUUGAUAAAGAGAAGCUUGAUGAAAGCCUGACCUCCCCAUUCAAGAAGGACACCCAACUGGAGGUGGUCUACAAGCGACAGGUGUCAAGCACCUGUGUGGCCACCAUCAAGAAAGUGGUAGCCGACCGCAUCUAUGUGCAAUAUGAGAACUGCAAGGAUACCAGCAAGGAUUUCUGGUUCCAUCAGACCUCCCCACUCAUCCACCCAGUUGGAUGGUCCCAGCGGGUCCACCACCCUCUGGUUGCAACCGCAGCGUACAAGGCUGAAGCUCUAGACAAGGGACGGAAAAAGAAAGGAGGUCCUCGUGAUGCACCCUGGGAAGUCUUUCAGUUGCCGAAGCCCAUUCCCGAGGAGCAGAACUUCUGCGUGGGCAUGAAACUCGAAGCCAUUGACCCACUGAAGCUAGGCAGCGUCAGUGUGGCCACGGUGGUCCAGACACUGGGAGACGGCUACCUGAUGAUAGCCAUUGAUGGCUGCCUGCACGACGUGGCCAGCUGGUUCUGUUAUCAUGCCACCUCAUCCUCCCUCCUACCCAUCGGUUUCUGCGAGUAUCACCAGAUAGAGCUGGUCCCUCCAAGAGGGUAUGAAGGCAAGUUUGACUGGGACGACUACCUCAAAGCAACCAACUCAAUAGCUGCACCAGUGGAGCUCUUUCAUCAGAAGAAAAUCGAUCCACCCUUCCGCGUGGGCCAGAAAGUGGAAGCUGUGGACCUGAUUGAGUCUGGUUUCAUCUGUGCUGCCACCAUCCUGAAGAUUGCUGGGCCGUUGCUGAGGGUCCACUUCGAUGGGUGGGAUCGCAGCUAUGACCAGUGGCUGAACUGCCAGUCCCCGGACAUCUAUCCUGUGGGAUGGUGUGAGAUGGUGGGCUACCCGCUGCAACCUCCAAGAGUCCACGAUCCUGCAAAUCAUAUUCUUCCAACACCAGUUUUGAAGAAUGGAAAGAAGCACAAAUCUACCUCAUCACCGCCUUCUCAUGAGAAACGAAAACGGUCUUUCAGUGGCUCAGCAGGCUACUUUGACAAGAGUGAAUCCGUCUCAAGCAUGGUAGAUGCAAUCUACUCAUUCUCAGACACUGAAGACCACGUCCCUCCCAAACCUCCAAAGGUCACCAAGAAGGAGAAAACAGACAAGCAGAGUAAGAAAGACCGCAAGUCUGCAUCUUCGAAAGAAAAGAAGUCCAAGAGCAAAAGCCACUCAAAGUUAAAGCAUAAGGAGUAUGCCAAAAACAAUGUACAGAUGCUGCUUUCACAGUCAGCUCCAAAUUUGGGCAGCUUGAAGACUGCUUCCUCCAAGAAGCUCAAAGAUGCAUUAACUCCCACUACUAGCAGUGGCAACUUUGAUGGAACACCUUUUCUGGAGAGUCCCCUUUCAAUGAGACUUCUCCCUGAUUCACCUCUUUCAUCCAGCGUGGACUCCUUCACUUCCUUGAGCAAUGGAGGAGGUCCAUCCACAAGUCUGACCCCUGUCACAGGCCUGCCUCUAGAUCCACUCCAGAUGUCACCAUUGACUAGCGUGUCCGACUCCAGCUUCCAGUCUGUUCUGGCCAAGGCAAGCUGUAGCUCCUUAAUGAGCCACUCAGAAAGAACACUCACAAGUGAAGAUAAAAUGAGAAAUGGAAAGGUUUCCCCGAGUUGUCCCUCAGCCUCUUCAAGUCAGUUGCAAAGAGAAUCUGCAGAGUUUACCAAAAAAAUUCCCUUCCUGAGCUCCAAACACAGUGGCUCAAAGCACAAAAGUAAGAAGUCUAAGAAGUCCAAGAAGACGCGUGACAAAGAUAAGAGUAAGAAAGAAAAAAAGUGCAAAAAGAAAGACAAGGAAAAGAAGAGAAAAUACCAAGACAGAGAAAAAAAUCCUUCAGAGAAGAAAAACGGUUCAGAGGGGAAAAUUAGCAAAUUGGCUGCACUCCUUAGUCUUCCAGGGCAAAUCAACUUCCCAGACAACAAACCUUUAAUCAAUGGAUUCCUAAAUGCAUCCAAUGAGGUUACGCCUCCUGUACCUCCUGCACCUCCCAAACCCCCCAAAAUCGAACUGCCAGAUCAUGAUCCUUUUGCUUUUGAAACUGAGGAGGAAAUUCAAGAGAGAUUAUCACUCAAAAAGAAAGUAGCACCUCCUGUGAUUUCAUCAACAGAGCAAAGUGUUGCAGCACUUCUGAAUAGUGUCAAAUCAGCAGUACCAAUCAAGAAGGUGGCCACAGCCAAAAAACUCCAUGCAAAGAAAGCCAAACAAAGCCACAUGUCGGUGCCAAAUACUUUCCAGCCUACUCCAGACAUAGAUGUCAUUUCUCAGGAAUCCAGUGACACCUCAUUACCCAGUGGGAACUUUGCCUUAGCUCAGUCUACCAAGCAGAAAGACUUUGUCCAGUUGCCCAGCCACCCUUCUCCUCCAAAUAUGCUUGCAGGCUCCCCAGUGUCAGCCUUCCCAAAGCACCAGCAAUCACCAGUCCCAAGUCCCAUGAAUGUCCCCAAGUCCAUGGCAGACCCUCCUACAGUGCAAGCCCCUCAGUUGAUGGAGUUGCGCAAGCCUCCUAUUAACAUCCAUCCUCGGGAUGCUCAGACUCUAUUGAGAACUCUCCAGUUUCAGGACCCCAACCUAUAUCGUCGGUUCCUGAACCUCAAUGCCUCAUCAGCACCGUUUAUCCCAAGCCGCAGCAGCUUGCCACCUUCCCAGGAUAGAGAUCCUCAGAAUACCGUCCCCAUAGUGCAUACAGUGCCAGCACCCACCAUAAGGAGAAACCCACAGUCUUUGCCUCGUUUGAUAAAUCCUCAGGGGAAACCUCCAGUACAAAACCCGGAGGAUAUGAUAAUGCUGCAACAUGCAGUGCCUCUAAACAGGCUGCCAUCAGGUAAUCUAAUGUCCAAAAAACAAAAAGUCGAACAGCUCUCAAGGCUCCAACUUCAGGACAUGAUUUCUGCAAUGCCAAGAGACUGUUUCGUUGAAAAUCUCCCCUUGAAAAAGAUGGGUGAACACAUUGGGCAAACUGUCCCACAAUCUAGACCUAAUGUGCCAUCAGCCAAAAGACGAAGUCCAACAGUGUCUGUGACAACUACAGCAAAAUCAAGGACCAGCCCAAUUGAGCAACUCAUUCUCAGUCAAGGGCCAAAGACAAACAUUAACCCUCCAACUUUGGUCAGUCCAAGCACGAUUCAAAGCCCGUGUGUAGCAUCCAGUCCACACAUGAUGUCCAGUCCCUGUUCAGCUUCUAGCCCACAAACAAUGCACAGCCCACAAACAGUAUUUGCGCCAAGCCCACAUGCAAUGACCAGUCCACAGUUCCUUCCAAGAGGAGCAACUCGGACACUGCCAAGUCCUCAAGCGCAGACUCAAGGUGUUCCACCCCCAGGAUAUCCACUUCACGUGGCAAAUUCACAUGCCUCGCCAGUUAUGUCCGGCAUUGUCCGACCCAAACAGGAUCCUCAUUUAAACCGAACCAUCCACAAACAACCAUCACUGACUGGGGCUCCUCCUGGAACACACAGCAUCAUGCACAGACUUCCCCCACUAGAAACAAUUUUGAAGAGUCUGAACUCUGCUGCCAAUCCCAUCAGUCCCACACUUGGAUCAGAUGCCAUCAUGAACAACCCCCAUGGCAUACAACCUGCAUCUUUACGACCAAAUCGGCCAAGGCUUGUUCGGCCUCAUAGUUUUCCAGAUGCAUCAGUAUUCCCCAGUGUCUCAGUGGCUGUCCAAUCUGCAUCUAGUAGUUUUCCUUCACCGACUUCCCCCAGUUUUCCAUACCAGUCAGUUAAUUUCCUGACAUCGGUGCCAAAGUCGCACUCUGAUCUUUCUACUGCUGCAAUGGUUAAUCAAUCAUCCAAAACAAAGACACAGACUUCCUCGAUGGUAAAUUUUCCUACAUUGAACAGGUCCACUUCCACUCACUCUGCCCUCCACAAACCAUUAAUGCCCAAUUUACCUACAUCACCGACCAAUUCCCAAGCAUCCUGCUCUGCAAACUUCAAGCUGUCUGGCUUCCAACCGAACCCAGGAAGUUCUUCCUCGGCUAGCAGUAAGUCAGGUGGUCUCUCAGUCCCUUCAAGCCCUUCCUCACCAAGGAGUAAUUCCAGUUUGUCCAAAGGUAACCCUCCCACCCCACGGAGUAAAGCUACCACGCCCAGCACCCCUACUGAGUCAGGACCAGGUUGCAUUUUGGAGGAGUUUACACUUCAAAGGAUGGUGCGACCAGAGAUUGGGAUAAUGAACCCAUGGAACUGGGGCAUCUGUGAAGUCAUUCAGUUCCUGAUUGAUGCAGGGGAGAGAGGAUGUGUGGAGACCUUCAGCAAACAGAACAUUGACGGCAGGAAGUUCAUGUCGCUAACCAAAGACCAGAUUGCUAAGCUGACCGGAAUGAAGGUUGCCCCCUCGCUCAAGAUCUACCAGCAGAUAGUCAGGCUGCGGUCUCUCUUUCCGACACCAGAGUGAUCCCCAAAGGUUACAUUCAAACUUCAUUUAUAACAGACUAGUGGCAGGCGGGUGGAGGACACAAACUUGUACAACUAAUAUUGCGUAUAUUUUUACAAAAUUGACGAUUGGAUGUGGGAAUAAAAUAUAGUAGUUCUGACACAAGUUUGUCGAUGAUAAUUAUGACACUGAAGAAACACUUCCUUGGAAGUCACCUUUUUUUUCGUUUCCCAUAAGCUGUCAUUUCUUGAGGUCUUUGCCCUUUUUCCUUGAUAAAAACAACUGUUUACGAGAAGUUGAGGCUGACAACGGAGGCUUUGAAAGUAUGCAUAUAUCUGUACAUGUAGAUAUGAUUGUAUUUAUAGACUUUUGUAAUAUACCUUGUGUGGACCCUGUCGUGUUGCUGCCAUCAAAUUGUACAUGUAACGCAAAUUCAUGUCAGCUUUUUUCGUUCGUCUGCCAAUCUGAAUCAGGAUCAGUUUGCUGCAUUAAUAUCAGAUUAUUUUUAGACAGAGUUUUGUGACUGUUCUGUAUUUGGACUUGAACAAAACUAUAAUGGAUGUGUAAUUGAAGAAACAUGCUGCCUGAACUACACUGUAAUUACUCUGUAAACUCAACAACAAAAAAGUGUACAUGAACGAGAGUAUAAUGUGAUUUUUUGAUUGAUGUUAGCAUAUUGUAUUCAUUGAUAGAGCAAGCAUGAACAUAGUUUGUGCCUAAUGUAGAGUUUUGAAAUCAGGUACGCAGUUCUUCGAUUGUUUCUCGGAGUGCUAUGAAUGAAGAUUAUAAAUAGUCAUCAUAAACUUUUGAAUUAACAUCUGAAAUUUAUCGCAAAUUGAUUAAAUCAGUUAAGUUGUGGGCAUUUUUAGAACAAGUCUUCAUUUUUCACAGUGUAGUGGAUGCUGAAUAUUGCAAAAUAAUGAGCAUUUUUCCUUCAAACAAGGAGUUUAUUCCAAAGGAAUUUAAAUUGAUCAAAUCUUUUUUUUUUCUAUGUUGUUUUUUCUAUUUGCUGAAUAACUUCACUUUUAAUUACUGACAGAUGUCCAAGUCUGCAAAAAUAUUCAAAUUGACAAAUGUAAUGGAUAAUUCGUGAUAGACUUUCCUUUUUAAAUGGAACUCAAGUGCAGUAGAAUGCCAAUUUAACGAACAUGAUGGGGUCCAUAAUAAAAUGUUCAUUGUAGUGGUUGUUUGUUAUAGUGAUUGUGCAUUAUAAUAGAAUUUAACAUUUUGCCAAUUUUUGGGAGUUAAACGGCAUGUUCGUUAUAGCCACAAGUUCAUUAUAGUGGCGUUUUACUGUACAUGUAUAUAUCAUGUACAAAUUUGGUUUUGUACAAUUCAUGUAAAUAUUUCUUUCAAGAUUGGAAAAGAGUUCAUACAUGAGACUAUUUUUGUAAAACCAGAGAAAUUUACAGAGUGGGUAUUAUUUUAUCAAGUAGCAUUGCCUUUUUUUGGUACUGAAAGUGAUAAUGUGAAAUGGAAUUGGGAAAUGUGAAAUUAUCAUUCUCGUUGGUUUGUACGCACAGGGAUACUUGCUACAGACUGUCUUAAAGAUAGCACAUAACACUAAUGGAACAUUAUUUGUACAUGUACUUCUGACAAAACAAAAUAAAACUGCCAUAGACCUGCAUUUAGAGUAUAAGUUAAGAUCAUUGAAUUCUAAAACUUGCAUCACAGACAAAAGGAAAAAAGACACUUGUGUAGUGUUCUUAAUUUAAUACGCCAGUUUGGUAUUGCAAUUGCGCUUGUGCACAUCAAGAUUUUAAUGUUGAAUGUACAUACGUCUAAAGGAGAAAUUAAAAGCAAAUCUGCAUUUUUUUUCAUGCAAACAGUCAGAAGAUGGAAACUUUUGUUUGCAAAAUUGUUGGAGCAUACAGAAUACUUUUUAAAAAAAAAGCAUGGUGCAGUCCACAGUUUUGGAGAUUUUGUACUUACUUCAGGAGAGGAACUCUCCCUUUAGUUUUGUUGGCACCUGCAUGUAUUUUGAUUGUUCAUCUAGAAAAGAAAAAUCAUGCAAUCUCAAUUCACACAUGAGCAGCUGGAAUAACCAACUGGCUGAAUGUUAAGUCGAAUUCUUCAAGCUUUUUUAUUUUCACAGAAUAUAAAGUGGCUAAGGCUUAACUAGGAAGGUAUUGUCAUGGAAACAAACAGUUAGAUCGGAACAUUAAUAACAAUGUGCAAUUUUCCUGAUGCCAGUUAUGUCCAGCAUCCUCUGUUGAUUACGUCUUUAAACAAAAUCGAAUAUUCAAGUUACUGCUGAUCAAACAGUUGACUUCCACUAAAAAGUUGACUAUGGUUUAAUGAGAUAUUAGCAGAUCUGCUUUUGGUUUAAAAUCGUUAGCUUAUAUUUUAUAAACUUAAAGAUUUUCAGAAAGUCCUGGAUAUGGGACCUUGGAAUAUUCUACCACAGAGCUGAAAUGGUGUUCUCUAUCAGUAGAAACAAAAUUGUAAGGGUAAAUUGUUAAUAUGUAACAAAAUAUUUUCUAUCAAUAGAAAAGAAAUUGGAAUCUCUGUACAGUUGUAUUUUUCAGUCUGUUUUGGAAAAGGCAGAAGCGUCUAGAAGUCUUCAAACUAUUUAACUGGGAGUCAUAUCCAGCAAACAGAAAAGGUUUCUUUAAUUUCUGUAAAUAAAUGAGUAAUUAGUAUUCAUCCUUAUUUUGGAAUUAACUUGUAUUUGUAGUUUUCUUUUAAGAUGUGAGAUGUACAAACAGUUGUGUAAAUAUUAACAUCGGGUAUGUAAAACAAUUAUAUUGAAUUUAUAAGUCCAAAUAUUGAAAUUAAAGUAACACAGAGUGGUGACUCUGAAAUCUUG